GCGGUCUUAGGAACAAAAAGCACGGCGGCGCCAUUUUGCCGGGCUUCUUCUGAGGAGAAAUUUGGGAGCGAGAAAGGCCAAAAAAAGAAAAGAAAAAGACAGCAAAAGAAAGCGAAGAGAAGGGGCGAAGAAGCAACAGCCGGGCGCCGACGUAGAAGCGGCGUCUCUGCCGAAAGGCGAAUAAGUGAAGAGAGGAAAGCAACCCGCCGCCAUCAUCUUUGCGUUCGGGGCACCUGAGGGGGGAGGCCGGGCUAAGCCUGAGCGGAACCUCCCGCCGCUGCCGACGCCGCCAGAGCCGCAGGCAGAGCAGAGCGAGCCCCGCCCCCGACGGUUCUGGGGACCCGAGAUGGCCGCACCGUCAGCGCCGAAAGUUGUGCUUAAGAGCACCACCAAGAUGUCCCUCAACGAGCGCUUUACUAAUAUGCUGAAGAACAAACAGCCGAUCCCCGUGAACAUUCGCGCCACCAUGCAGCAGCAGCAGCUAGCCAGCGCCCGAAACAGGAGGCUGGCCCAGCAGAUGGAGAACAGACCUUCUGUACAGGCUGCCUUAAAGCUCAAGCAGAAGAGCCUGAAACAGCGCCUGGGGAAGAGUAACAUCCAGGCACGCUUAGGCCGACCGGCCGGACCCCUGACUCGUGGAACGUUAGGGGGGCGAGGGUUACCUAUGGGUCAGAGAGGCUUGCCCCGAGGAGCCAUGCGUGGCGGGCGUGGAGCGAGAGGCUUGCUACGAGGAGGAAUUCCCCUGAGAGGACAGGGUUUACUUCGGGGGGGCCGUGGCUUAGGCCCUCGGAUGGGCCUCAGGAGAGGAGGCAUUCGAGGGCGAGGUGGACUUGGCAGAGGCGGGCUUAGCAGAGGAGCCAUGGGACGUGGCGGACUUGGUGGCAGAGGUCGUGGCAUGGCAGGCCGGGGAAGAGGCGGCUUCGGCGGUCGCGGAAGAGGCCGAGGGCGAGGCAGAGGUUCGAUCCGGCCCGCGCUGACGAAGGAGCAGUUGGACAACCAGCUUGACGCUUACAUGUCAAAAACAAAAGGACACCUGGAUGCUGAGCUGGAUGCCUACAUGGCCCAGACAGACCCCGAAACCAACGAUUGACGCUUCUUACUGUAGACACUUGCUGAGGUCACGUGUCGUGUGUGUGCCGGUCUUCCCCCCCCCCGCCCCCCUCGUGUAAGCCAAGAACAGCGACAGCAGAUAGCACUGGGGAAGACCUGCAGACCUGACGCGUGGGGAGGGGCAGGAGGUAGAACUGUAACAUGUUCCUCUUACAUUUUGAUACUCUUUGUGUUGGACGGAACCCAGGGAGGGGGAAGGGAUUGUUUUUUUUAUAUAUGUAUAUAUCUACACACACACAUAUUUCUUAACAGAAUUUUGAACAUGAAUGUGACUGGCCGUCUACCGAUGGCAUCCACUUCCUUAGUGGAGCAGGAGUAUUGAGCCCCACUCAACCCUUCUCUUUGCUCUUAAGCGGGUAAACAUUGCAUGUGUGACCCCCCCCCUUCUCCCACCCCUCCCAUAAUUGGCCUUGCUGUAAAUAGGUCUCUGGUGCUUAUCAUGAGCUGUGAUGUCUGGCGGCUACAGCUGCUGCAAGAGUUGAGUUUGGAGGUAGUCGGUUAUGCCACGGUGUUGCCAGCUUCCAGAUACUUUCUGGUCCUCUCUGGUUUUCCUGCCCAAUAGUAAUUCUAUGAUUUUUAGACGGUGAACAAAAGUCAGUGGUGUCUUUCCCUCCCCUCCCUGAAAAGAGGUUGGGCUCAGCUUCGUUUUUAUUCAGCAAACCUCAUGUGGCUGAAAAAUGGUUCUUAUUUUGAUGUGGCAGCAAACUCCUUAGUUUUAUGUUCAUGCUCUUGUUACCAGCCUGCUGGGUGAGUUUUUGUGUGUUUUAAGACACCGGGGAGGCAGUUACUUUCUCUCUCUCUCUCUCUCUGCGCCACCUGGAGUCUUGUGAGCUCAACCGUUCUGUUCCGGUUUUGAACGACAUCUUGUAUUUUCUGGUUUACUGUAAGAAACAAUUGCAGGGAAAAGAAAA
Molecule: messenger RNA, 2021 nt
Organism: Elgaria multicarinata webbii
Lineage: Eukaryota; Metazoa; Chordata; Lepidosauria; Squamata; Anguidae
Gene: CHTOP
Product: chromatin target of PRMT1
Exons: 6
Coding region: 347-1090 (247 amino acids)
Source: RefSeq, a predicted model, not a curated record